AAAUAAUUUAAACACGGAAAAUAAAAAUAAAAACGUCUUCCAAAAUGUUGCAGCAAUUAAAAUCUGGGGGAUGUUCAGUGCAAGAACUCUAUGCGCAAUGUAUGAAUCGUGUACAAAAGAUAAAAAACCUGAAUGCCUACAUAACGGUAACAAAUAAAAUCAGUCAAGUGCAGCUAGAAGAAUCUGCUCAGAGAUAUAUGAAAGGGAUUCCCAGACCCAUUGAAGGGAUUCCAGUAGCUGUCAAAGAUAAUUUUUGUACCAAGAACACAAAAACUACGUGUGCUUCAAAAAUGUUGGAAAACUUUUUUCCUACCUACAACGCAACUGUUGUUGAAAGACUACUUGAUUCCGGAGCUAUAUUAAUGGGGAAGACAAACAUGGAUGAAUUUGGAAUGGGAUCAGGAACAACUGAAAGCAUCUUUGGUCCUACUAGAAAUAUAUGGGGGUCUCACAUCAUCCAGGAAUUGAAUCCCAACUUUAAUGAAACAUUCAGUACUCCACCAGAUGAUUUUUUUAUUGCUGGUGGUAGCUCAGGUGGUAGUGCUGUUGCAGUUGCUUCUGGAUCAUGCACAGUUGCACUAGGAUCAGACACAGGCGGUUCUGUUCGGAAUCCCGCGAGCUACUGCGGCGUCGUGGGAUUCAAACCAAGUUAUGGCUCCCUUUCCAGGUAUGGCCUGAUUCCUUUGGUAAAUUCCAUGGACGUUCCGGGGAUUCUAGCGCGGACCGUCGGCGAUUGUCGAUCAGCCUUUGACAUUAUAAAGGGCUGGGAUCCUAAAGAUUCCACUACACUUCAGCGCCCCUUGAAUAAGAGUAAACUGAAACGGGCUUCUGCGAAGCUUAGUAAGUUAUGCGUGGGGAUCCCAAAGGAGUUUUAUUGCCCUGGAUUAUCUUCUGAAGUCGCCGACGCUUGGAGGGAUGUCACGGACCUAUUGGAGAACUGCGGGGUUCAAGUUGUUCAAGUAUCUCUUCCUCACACAUCCUAUUCCAUUGCCUGCUAUUCUGUGCUAAAUCCUUGUGAAGUGGCGUCAAAUAUGGCACGUUAUGACGGAUUGCGAUAUGGCUAUCGCGCGACGGGUAAAAACCUGAAUAGCACGGAGAGCCUUUACGCGGCCACCCGAUCACAGGCUUUUAAUCAAAUUGUGCGUGGGCGAAUUUUGGCCGGAAACUACUUUUUGUUAAAAGAGAACUACCAGAAGUAUUUUGUUCAGGCCAUGAAGCUCCGCAGAUUGAUAUACGAAGAUUACAUUAAAUUGUGGAGUACGGGUGUCGAUUUGUUAUUGACUCCCGUAACUUUGUCGGAUGCACCAUUGUUUUCAGAAUUCAACCAAAAGGAUUCUCGUGCUCAAUCUGCAGACCAGGACUACUGCACGCAACCUGCAAACAUGGCUGGAAUACCAGCCUUGAGUCUGCCCGUUAGACUGUCGAAGCGAAACUUACCACUGAGUAUUCAAUUGAUGGCACCUCAUUUUGACGAUGAAACGCUGCUAGAUGUAGCUGAACUCCUCGAAAAAGAGCUCACUUUUCCCCAACCGAUUGUUAAAGAGGCAUGAGACGAAUUUUUUCUUCCUAGAUAUUAAAUACAUACAAGAAAGUCAUAAA
Molecule: messenger RNA, 1599 nt
Organism: Daphnia carinata
Lineage: Eukaryota; Metazoa; Arthropoda; Branchiopoda; Diplostraca; Daphniidae
Gene: GatA
Product: glutamyl-tRNA(Gln) amidotransferase subunit A, mitochondrial-like
Exons: 8
Coding region: 45-1550 (501 amino acids)
Biological process (GO): mitochondrial translation; glutaminyl-tRNAGln biosynthesis via transamidation
Cellular component (GO): mitochondrion; glutamyl-tRNA(Gln) amidotransferase complex
Molecular function (GO): glutaminyl-tRNA synthase (glutamine-hydrolyzing) activity
Source: RefSeq, a predicted model, not a curated record